AUGCUACGCAUCCUCGAGUCCCAGGCCCCUGCCCGGCAGACGGCUACCGACACGAUCCAGACUCUCAGUGCCCGUCUGCAGAGUGCCACACUCCUCGAAGAUCGCCGCGCUGCGAUACAAGGCCUCCGAAGCUUUGCCAAACUAUACCCUGCCUCGGUUGCUUCCGGUGGCCUGCGUGACCUGGUCGCUUGCCUGCGACGCGAUGCCGACGACCUCGACACCAUAAAAAUCGUUCUGGAGACAUUACUGGGUCUAUUUGAGCCUGAUGCAAAAGCAGACGAAGCGUCCGAUGAAAUCACUGUCUGGCUGGCGGAUGAGUUCGCCCUCAAGCAGGACAAUGUCACUGCAUUGCUCGAUUUACUUGAAAACCAUGAAUUGUAUCCAAGGUUAUACUCGCUUCAGAUACUGUCUCAUGUCUGCAGCGCCAGACCUGAACGGACACAAGAGGCUGUCUUCGCAGCCCCUCUGGGUGUGUCGCGCGUUGUGGCUAUCCUCGACGACAAGAGGGAAAUGAUUCGGAAUGAGGCGCUCCUUCUCCUGGUGUCCCUGACUCCAUCCUCUACUGAGUUGCAAAAAGUUGUGGCGUUCGAAGAUGCAUUUGGACGAAUUUUCAAUGUCAUUGAGACCGAAGGCGGUCUUACACACGGUGCGACCACUGUGCAGGACUGCCUUGCAUUGCUAGGAAAUCUUCUCAAGCUCAACACUUCGAAUCAGUCCUACUUUCGAGAGAUCGGCGGCGUCGCAAGACUGGCGAAGCUCCUGGCCGAUGCUCUUGCUGAAGAGAACGGCCCAGAAGGAGUUACGGAAUGGAUCAAGCCGCAGCGAGACAUCAAUGUUUGGGGCCUAUUGACCGUCAUACAGCUGUUUCUACCGAAAGGGGCUCCUGGCACAUCUAUCAACCAACAGGCCUUCUGGCAAAGCAACGUGCUAUCAAGAAUUCUGCAGCUUGCUUUUCACGUCUCGUUCAGUGUGGGCAUCCGGGCAAAAGCUCUCGAAACUUGUGGCGACAUCAUCCGCUCAAAUUCUGGCCUGCAAGAGCGCUUUGGCGAUCUUCCAGUACAGAUCCCGUCCAGAAGCGAGGCACCCGUGACGAAUGGACACUCAAUCCCAGCUCCGGGAGGCAAGAUCAACGAAAAGCCGCCAAGCAAACCUAAACAGGUGUUGGAGGAGGUUAAUGUGAUCGAGGCUCUUCUUGAACUAUCACUGGAGCCCGCGCCAUUAUCAAUGUUUGAUGUUCGUCUAGCAGCUUCAAAUUGUGUCCAGGCUUUCAUAGAAGGUCAUAAUGGUAUUCGCGAGCACGUUCUGCGAAGGGCAAUUGAAGGCCACCGAAGCGGCGAGGAUGUCAUCCCUAAUAUCCUUACCGUCCUGCUCGAACCUCCAGCAGCACGCAGCACCUCUGAUCCUUACCAGCAGUGGAUGGCUGCCGUUAUACUCAUGCACUUACUUUUCGACAACCCCGAUGCCAAGAGCCUUGCGCUCAAGGUUGCCGAAGGCGAUGCCGACAAUGGCGAGGAAGUGGUCACCUUUGUACAAAGUGUGGCCAGCAAUAUUAUUGCAGGUGUGCAGCAUGUCGAAGACGAGCGCGCCCUGCUUGGUUGUCUCAUGCUUCUCUGUACCUGGCUCUUUGAAGAUCCGGAUGCCGUCAAUGACUUGUUGGGCGAAGGCACCAAUGUGCAAGGACUCAUUGCAGCUGUCAAGGUCUCUAAUACUUCGAUGCCGCUUGUUUCAAGCCUUUGCGCACUCUUGAUCGGCAUCAGCUACGAAUUUUCCACCAAAGACUCUCCUGUACCACGUGCAUCACUGCACAGCCUGCUGAACACAAACCUUGGUCGCGAGACAUACGUGGAUCGAAUGACAAGGCUUCGAGAGAAUCCUUUCGUGCGGGAUUUCGAGGUUCUGCCUCAAAGUAGCAACGGUGGUCUACCUGAUGUCUUCUUUGACAAGGCUUUCGUUGACUUUUUGAAAGACAACUUCAGUCGCCUUCUACGCACUAUUGACCGAGACCCAGGUUUUGAGGUCUCGGUCUUGAGCAAUGGCGUACAGAAGGGCAUCUCCAGGGAUCUCGUUGACAGCCUGAGGGCAGACGUGGAGGAGCAGAAGCGACUUUUGGAAACGGCAAACAACGAGCUUCUGCAACUACGUCGGAAGCUGGAAGAUGAAGAGCUCGAGCAUCGUAGAACGCGGGAGUCAAGUACUGUCGACUUGAACAGAAUCAAGCAAAUCAACCAAAGCCUGCAAAACAAUCACGAAGACGAAUCCGCAAGGAUGAAGCAAGACCACGCCCGCGAACUGAAUUCGAUGAAGAAGAGCCAUGACGAAGACCUCAAUCGACGGCGGAUCGACCACUCAGCAGCCAUGGAUGCAGCCCAGAGACAACGAGACCAGGAGCGACAGAAAUUCGUGCAGGAGGCAAAAGAGCAAGAGCAACGUUCCAACCAAGCCAGGGAUAAACUGAUCAAAGAGCACAAGCAGGCGCUUGAGCAGGCAGCUAAGAAUUUUGACUCGGCCGCAAACGACCAUCGAAAAGAGAUCGACGACCUGCAGCUUCGGCUCAAACAAGCUAGGGAUGGCAACGAGGCAGAAAUUGCUGAUCUGAAAGGUCAAGUUGAUGAGCUUAAGAAGCAGCUUGCCAAAGCUGAGAAGAAUCAUUUGCAAGAUCUUCAGACCGCUAAUGACGAACAUACGGCUAAAUUGUCGGCCAUGGAAGGACGCCUCAAGAGAGCCGAACAACGUGAGAAGGAAGCCAGUGCCGAGCUCAAGACGCUAUCAAAGAAGGUCGAAGAAGUAGAGGAGUCACGGAAGGCUGCGCAGACGGAGCUUGAUGAUUUGCUGGUCGUGUUCGGCGACCUCGAAGUUAAGAGAAAGGCCGAUAAAGCGAAACUAAAGGAACUUGGACAAGAAGUCUCUGAAGACGAGGACGAGGAAGACGAGGAGGAAGCGGCCGAAGAUAGCGAUGUGGACUAG
This is a messenger RNA of Cyphellophora europaea CBS 101466, 2964 nucleotides long. RefSeq lists its product as uncharacterized. Gene Ontology annotation, cellular component: Golgi stack; Golgi membrane; cytoplasm. Bases 1 to 2964 code for a protein of 987 amino acids. The transcript has a single exon. NCBI's taxonomy places the organism in Eukaryota, Fungi, Ascomycota, Eurotiomycetes, Chaetothyriales, Cyphellophoraceae. Gene Ontology annotation, biological process: transcytosis; vesicle fusion with Golgi apparatus; endoplasmic reticulum to Golgi vesicle-mediated transport. The record is from RefSeq and is a predicted model, not a curated record.